Molecule: messenger RNA, 4683 nt
Organism: Anopheles arabiensis
Lineage: Eukaryota; Metazoa; Arthropoda; Insecta; Diptera; Culicidae
Exons: 11
Coding region: 385-2994 (869 amino acids)
Biological process (GO): neuropeptide signaling pathway
Cellular component (GO): membrane
Molecular function (GO): neuropeptide receptor activity
Source: RefSeq, a predicted model, not a curated record
UAUGUAUAGUGUCGUCGACAAAAAGGACGCCAUUAAAUGGGUGCUCGAGUCGAUCCUUUUUUCCCGCCUUGGUAGGCUUUAGUACGCAUGCAUGUGUGUGUAUGUGUCGGGUGCCACUACUACAAGGACAGAAUCCAUUUCGUUUUAUUUAUUAGCAUCGUUCCGUUGGAUGCCACUCUGAUACCGAUAGUCGGUGGCUUUCCCGCGGGACCCGAAGGGACGGGGGAGAAUCUUUCCGACAUUAACCCGAUACCAAGGCAAGACAAAGUGAUGAGUGGCAUUAAGCCUUUCGGCCACCUUGCACGGCUUCCGUACUGAGAGUUUUUUUUUCUGCAGUGUGAAAGGGAAACGGAGUUAGGGAAGGCUUGUAUUCUUCAUCCGACAAUGGAGGCUGAUAAGAUAGAAAGUAGGAGGAAGAUGGGUGCCGAGGGAGGAGACAACAUUCUAGUGAUAGUAAAACUUUUCUUUUCACCACAUCUCACACCACUACCGCCAGCGGGCAUGCUCCUCUGUUCAAGAUGGUUAGGAAAUAUAGGAGGACCAGGCCAUUUUUCGCCCAGGAAACCUUUGAUGACUUCAUGGAGCUUUUCCAUUGAGUUAGUUGCUGCUGAACGGCGGACAUUUCGUUUCGAGAAAUCAGAGCGAAAGAAAGAGAAGGGGUGUCCGCCCAGCCUAUCCAGUCUGAGAAUGACCGACGGCCCGUUCGUGUACGGUAUCGAGCUGAGGGAUCCACCGACGGUCCCAACCGAACUCACCCAGUACGACCUGCUGUUCGGUCCGGGCAGUCUCCUUUACCGUCCGCCCAACAGCAUGGCCGCCGACUACGGUGACGAGCUGUACGGUACCAACCUGUCGCUUGCGCUUGGCGAGCUGCUCCGAGACAACAUUUCCGCCACUGUGGUCGGCACCCACAACCUGUCCGGGGACGGGCGCAGUGCGGCCGGUAAUCUGCCGCCAGCCACCGGAACGGGCACGGCCGGUUCGCGCGGCGGCGACGGCACGUUCCAGAAUCAGCUCAUCAUCCCCCUGUACGCCAUUAUCUUCUUGCUGUCGGUCGUCGGCAAUCUGCUGGUAAUUUUAACGCUCGCCCAAAACAAACGGAUGCGCACGGUCACCAACGUAUAUCUGCUGAAUCUGGCAAUUUCCGAUCUGCUGCUCGGUGUCUUCUGCAUGCCGUUUACACUCGCCGGCCAGGUGCUGCGGAGGUUCGUCUUCGGUAGCGUCAUGUGCAAAUUAAUACCAUAUUUCCAAGCCGUCUCGGUGUCGGUGGCGGUCUGGACGUUGGUGGCGAUCUCGCUUGAGCGCUACUUUGCCAUCUGUCGGCCGCUGUCAUCCCGCCGAUGGCAGACCCAGUUUCAUGCCUACAAAAUGAUCGGCCUGGUGUGGACGGUCAGCUUUCUCGCGAACUCACCGCUCGGGUACGUGCAGCGACUGCUGCCGGUCGGCCGCAGCACCGGCCAGAUGAAGUGCCGGGAAGAGUGGCCCAGCCCGGCUUGGGAAAAGGCGUACGUGCUGUUUCACGACGUCGGGCUGCUGUUUCUGCCCCUGCUCACCAUGGGCUUCGCCUACUCGAUGAUCGUCUCGAAGCUGUGGCGUGGACUCCGACACGAGAUCAAACAUUCUUCGCUGUACCAGCAGACGAGCCGGCAGCACGGUACGGGCGGCCAGGGCAGCAGCGUCGGGGGAGCUCCCACUGGUGCCGCGGCUGGCAGUGUGGGGACUGCCAGUGGGGAGCAGCACUGCACAGGCGAUGCGGGCAAGCCACCGAAGCCGGCCGGUGGUAAGCGGCACGAGCCGGGAUUCGUGCUAACGUCCAGCCUGAAGAAGGCACCGUUCAAAUCGUCUACAGCGGUCGUUAACUUUGCCAGCAACAACAACACGAUCAACAAAAGCAACUUCAGCGGUGCUGGAAGCGGCAGCUCGAGCAAUGGUGCCGGUAGCAGCGGCUCGAGCAAUGGCAGCAAUGGCGGUGGAUGCAACGGUUCCGGGGCGGACCAGCGAACGCACUACUGUGGUGGUGCUGGAUGCGAAAGCAGGCCCGGAAGACUUCGAGGUUUUCGCCAUUUCUUCGCCAAGCAGCACCACCGGCACGUUGGACUCUGUCGGAAUCAGCGCUAUCAGCGCAGCAGCACCACCGCCGCGCCGGAAGGUCUGCCUGAGCUGGCCGAGACGAAGUUCGACGAAAGUGCGUCGGUCGGGCAGCAGCACCCGUACCACCACUGCCACUGUCAUCAUGCGCACGGAUAUCAUCAUCACCAUCACCGGCUGCCGACCAGCACCAUCGUGAAGAGUACGCAGCAGGACGCCAAGCACGAGAUCGUGCUCGGUACGGGCGAACCAGGACCGGGGCUCGAACCAGCCGGUGACGCAGUGCUGCUUCCUGGCGCACCGACGGGUAGUGCUGCCACCGCACCGGAAACCGGCCAGAGGGACUGUGACCCGUCCGCUCUCAACCCGGAUCCGGCCUAUCAGUUCUCCCGGCAUGCGAUCCGCUCCACCUACAUGGACAAGAGCAUCGAGGCUAAGAAGAAGGUCAUACGGAUGCUGUUCGUGAUAAUCGUCGAGUUCUUUGUUUGUUGGGCACCACUACACAUUCUCAACACGGUAUAUCUGUACUCGCCGACCUUCGUCUACCAGUACGUGAACAGCAGCGGCAUUGCCCUGGUGCAGCUGAUGGCGUACAUCAGCUCCUGCUGCAAUCCCAUCACGUACUGCUUCAUGAACCGACGCUUCCGGCAGGCAUUCCUCGGCGUCUUCAGCUGCUACCGCAACCGCAUGCCAAUCUGCUGCUGCUUCUGCUGCGCGUCGUCGAACGGCCCGAUGGAGGGGGCGGAAUCGAAGGCGGCCGCCUAUCUGCGCCAGAACACCAUCAACCAGUCCGGCGCGGAACGGAACAACUCGGACAUGUCCGGUAACGAUUCACUGGUGUACGUCGGACGCGGGCUCGUGCAGCGUUCCGAGAUAUUGAUUCUGGAAUCCGAGGAUCGGGUUUAGCACCGGCUCCGAUCACGUGAACAGCUCCGUCUCGAUCGUGAACUCGAUCAGCAGUGCGAGAAUCGCGCAGAUCAUCGAAACCGACCCGGAUGACGAUUCAUUUCGGUUGCGUAUCACGUGGUCAAAGCCAACCUCGGCUAACUACUCAAAGACUGCAGGCGGUUGUGAUAGCGAGCGCUACUCGUAGAACGGACGGCUGCCACCAAGGGAUGGUUGGACCAGGAUUAAGGGAUGGUGACGUACUUUCAAACACACUCGACCCGCGAAGGACCAAGCAGCGCUGCAGCACAUAAUGUGAAAUAAGGUGUGCUCAGAAACGCAUCCCGCAACGGGCAAAACAAAAGUCAAGGAGCAGGAUAAUUCUCCCCUCCACACGAACAUUGAGAAUGUUGAUUAUUCUGAACGCUCUUGAUCCUGGGUCGCAUGGAGCAAGCACACUCCAGAACUCUAUUCCCGGUAGUGCGGUAAGCUCGCAGCAAACUUAUCGUUCCGUUGGGUGCAGAGACAACGAAACAAAGCGAAAAGGAAGGCAGUUACUGGCGGGCAUAGAAUGACCCGAAGUUUCUGUGUUUGUUUUUAUAUUUUUGGAAUAGCGAAUAAGGAAAGGCGCGUACUUCUAGAAGGUGGCAGCGUUUGUAAGCUGCCCGGUUAAUCUAAUGUUUAAGGUUAGUAUUUUCCGUUUCGAUCAAUUGCUUUUCCUCACUUUUCCCUGACAAAGCGGUCAGACAAGUCCAUAUUCGGUCUCUGAUAGCGUACCCAUCCGGAAAAUGGUUCCGGUUAGUCGGAAAAUUGAUAAAUACUUUCGUAGAUGACUGUUGAAUCCUUCCCGGGAUACUUACCGGGCUUGUACCAUCGACUAGCGUUUCCAGGGAAACAGGUCUGGAUCUAAUAAUCUUGAUUGGAUUGUUCGACUGUGUUUGUGUGGAUGUGCGUGUGUGCGCUCGAUAUUCGAGAAGGAAGGAUUGGAUCAUUCUUCCACCCAGCGCACAUUGCAUCUGUAAUAUGGUUGAGCUGGGAAAACUUUGACCAGUUGCCAUACUCUGAUGUACUGUUCAUACCAGCCAUCUGAAAGAAGAAGAGGAGAAGGGAAAGUGGAGCAGAGAAGACCGAUAAAAUCCCCGAUAAUCUCAUGUGGACUCUGAAAAUCCCAGUGACCAUGUGGCAGUCUCAGUGAAGGAGCGUAAUAAUGAAAGCGUGCUCAGAAGCGUAAGUGUGUAAAUGCAAACCUGAGGGAAGAAGCGAGGUGCAAGUCUAACAAGCAUUUGGGAUUAGACUCGGCAAAAGGUAACAAAAGUCCAGCUGCCACCGGUUUCGGAAGUUACGGUUUCCCCUGCCUCAAGGGACUGCCUCAUAAACGUUACGGGUUAUGGUAAUGUCACAUAUUGUUUCGUUCUUUUGCAUGACCGGUAAACAGCGAUUAAAGUGAGCAGAUAACUCGGCUAACGAGAAUGUGGGAAGAUGAAUAAAUGUUGCCUACAUUAAGGCUGCUUCUUUCAAGUCAAGAACUGUCACAAACAAACAGAAAAACGAAGAAUUGAUUGCAAAACUGCCCCUACCCAUCUGGAUGCUUGGCGCUACGGUACUAUCUGCUUCUGCUUUCCUUUCUCCUACGCGCGUAACGCGUAACGCCCUUUUGUUUGUAUGUUUUACCGAGGAGCAGCUCCCAAAAAAGAAAAAAAAAUCAAAAGG